Messenger RNA from Ambispora leptoticha, 228 nucleotides. The record is from the annotation of a GenBank genome assembly. NCBI's taxonomy places the organism in Eukaryota, Fungi, Glomeromycota, Glomeromycetes, Archaeosporales, Ambisporaceae.
AUGCCAAUCACGCAAAUUCCAAAUUUACAAGCGCUGACAGUAUUAGAACCAUAUGCAACAAGCAUUAUUUACGGAAACAAAAGACUCAAGCUGCGAAGCUAUCAGAUCGAAAUACCAAUGAAUUCGGCAUCAGAAAGAUUGUCUUCGUGGAAAUUGUGGCAAAAUCCUUUGAUGGGCAAAGUUUAUCGCUGUUUAAAAGCCGAAGAAAUUCCUGACGAUGAAGUUUGA